GUAUCAGUAGUCCCUCUCUUCUGCCUCUGAAAAGGGGAAAAAUUGACGAUUUAAUUGAAUCAUUAGGUUAGUUUGUUGUGUUUGAUGAUUUAAUCAAAUGAAUUGAAGAUGAAUGAAGAUAUAUCUUCUAUGACGACGACAUGAAAGGAGAAAGGGAUGUCCAGUGGCAGUAUUGGUAAAGGAAAAAGCAUGUUUAGAGAUAUAAAAUGUUAUUGCAUUGAGAGUAAGAUAGAGUUGGCUUUCAAACAGUUAAAAAGGGGAAUGAUGAGUCUGGGGAUAUUUCAGCAAAUGGUACACAAGAAGUUAUGUUUGGAAGAUAUAGAUGAGGUUGUUUUAUUAUGGAUGUCAGAACAUGGAGUUCCUUGGACAAUAAAAAAUGAUCAUGCAUUUUUUUGGUUUUGGGACAAUGCCGUAGUAAAUGGUUUAUUCAUUUGCUUGUGAAGAUUAAAAAUUCAGAAUGGGACAAGGUCUCACCUAAGAAAGUAGCAUCAAAGCCACCUCAAGUGAGAAGAAGGCUGGGACUUGAGGUGAGAAGAACAAAAGUGUAGGUGGUUCUAGUGCUAGAAAGGAGUUGUUUGGGCAGGACAGUUCACAGUCUACUCAAGCAAGUGUUGUUGGUGAUAACUUGAGAGGAAGAUCAAGUAGUACACCAGUUCCAGUAUAUGAGGAACCAGUUGUAGUUGAUGAUUUUGAUGAAGAGUAUUGGUUAAACAAAAUGAAAGAAAAUGAUGAUUUGGUAAUUCAACUUGAGAACAAAGAAGUGCAUGAGUGCCAUCUUGUAGAAGAUCCUGAAGCUGCAGCUACUUAUAAUAGUGAUGAAGAGGCUGAAGACACAAGUGAUGAUGAAAAUGAAAGUACAUAUGAAGAUAAUGAUGAUUCAGACAAUGAUGGUGUAGAAGUAAAUGACCAAGGUAAAGAGGGUGAAGAAGACCUUGAGUAUUACAAUAAUUUUCGAGCUGAUAAUUCUGAGUUUGAUGAUGAACCUGGUGACUUGUUUGAUGACUCAGACCUUGUUCAACCAUUGGAUCCUUCACAAAUGAUUGUAGGUACUGAGUUUCAUGAUAAAACUACUUUCAAAAGAAAUCUAAAUAUUUUCUGUGUAUUAAAUGAAUGUGAGUACAAGGUUAAAAAGAGUGACAAGUUAAGACUUGGAGUGUGGUGUGAAAAUAGGUUUAAAAAUAAAGGAACUGUUGAGUGUCACUGGUUUGUUUUUGCUUCAAAACUACAACAUAAGUCUACAUUUAAGGUGAAGGGUGUGAAUUUAAACCAUACUUGCAAGGGGAGGAUUGUAGAAGACAGGAUACUGAAUAGAUCUGCAGACCCUCAACUAGUAUCUGAAGUUAUACAAGACAAGUUGAAGAAUGGCUCUGGAAAUGUAAUUCCAAGACCAAAACAAAAUCAAUUGGAUUUCAAGGCUUCUCACCUCAUUGAUAUCACUUAUCACACUGCAUGGAAGGCCGGGAACUUAGUAAUGGAGGCUAAAUAUGGGAGUUAUGAAAAAAGUUAUAAACUAGUUUCCCAGUUUUGUAAGAUGGUGUGUGACUCCAACAAGAACUCAGUUGCAACUUUUUCAUAUUGUAAGACUGAUAUUGUAUUUGAGCCCAUGACAAUAAGUUUUGCUGGAGAUAUUGAAGGAUGGAAGGAAGGGUGUAGAUCAGUUAUUGGGUUAGAUGCUUGUCAUCUAAAUGGUAAGUGUGGUGGUGUGUUGAUGGAUGCAACAUGGUUAGAUGGUCAAAAUGGACUAGUCACAUUAAGAAUUGGUGUUUUACCUGCCAAAACAAUUGAAAAUUGGACUAUGUUCCUCACUGACCUGAAGCCGUUACUCUUAAUCCAUCAAAAGCCAUUGACAUUCAUUUCAGAUAGACAAAAAGGGCUACUUGAAGUUGUACCUGCUGUGUUCCCAGACUCACACCAAAGAUAUUGUUGGACGCACUUGUAUAACAAUUUCAAGAAGUACUUUAAGGGACUAAAUUUGUAUAGCUUACUGUGGAAUGCAGCGAAAUGCUACAAAAAGAAACAUUUAUAUAAACAUAUGGAAGAUAUGAAGAAGGAAAAUCCUGUUGUUGUUGUGUACCUUGAAGAGGCUGGUGUUGAGUCAUGGUUUAGAGCCUUUUUUGAUGACACUAGUAAGUGUGAACACCUGAAUAACAACUUUAGUGAGUCAUUUAAUUCCAUGGUAAAAAAUCUUAGGGACAAACCAGUCUGUAGACUAGGAAUUCUUUAUGAUCAGUUGGUUAUGAGUUUGUUUCACAAGAAAAGAAAGGAAAGUGCAAAAUGGGAUCCUACUGGAUUGGUUCCUACUGCUUUAAAACUGAUUGGUAAAGUGUGUAAGUUGGUUGGUGCAUUUAAAGUUGGUCGAUGUGUUAGUGGUAAGUUGUAUGAAGUUACAAAUGAAGGUAGCAAAACAGUUUUUAUUGUCAAGGAAAAGCAAUGCAUUUGUUUACAAUGGCAACUCAGAGGGUUUGUUUUUCAACAUGUUGUUUGUUAUUUGAAGCCAUUCAGACCUGAUUGGACAAAGUACUGCUCUCAUUAUUAUACAGUUGUUGUAUACGGGGCCACAUAUUCUCCAGUAGUGCUUCCAAUUCCUUCUCAAGAAGAUUAUCCUGAUUUGGAAGAACAUGAAGACAUUGAUCUGGAACCUCCUAUCAAGAUAAGGAAAUCAGGAAGGCCUAGAGUUAAGAGGAGGAGAGCAUGGAUGAGCCUAAAGCACCUAUAUAGACAUAUUCAUGUUCAAGAUGUGGUUCCACUGGUCACGACAAAAGUACAUGUCAAGGUGGUGAUGUUGGCAAGAAUCCUAAAGCUAAGAGGCAAAGAAUUCAAGUAGAUGGUGCUACCUUCACAUUCAAUGAAAGACCUGUUGCAUCUACUUCUAAGGCUAAGAUAUCUCAACCAUAUUCUUCUAAAGAUAAGAUAUCUUAACCAUCUAAUAUUCCAAAAGCACCUGGUAAAGAUUCUACAACUUCAAAGAAACAGAACAACACUCAGACAAAGAAGUGAAUGGUUGCAGUAUGGUAAUGUGGUCUAUAGUAGUUAGGGUUGUCUUUUUUGAAUGAUAUUUUGGUUGCUCAAAACAUUAAACAUAUGUUAUAAUAUUUUGGAACAUCUUUGUAUAUAAUUAAGUACUUUUUAAACUUGCAGAAACUAGGGUUCAUCAUUUUGUAUAAAUACAGGUUGAAGAAGAUUGAAUUGGAAAUA
Molecule: messenger RNA, 3195 nt
Organism: Papaver somniferum (opium poppy)
Lineage: Eukaryota; Viridiplantae; Streptophyta; Magnoliopsida; Ranunculales; Papaveraceae
Exons: 8
Coding region: 716-2824 (702 amino acids)
Biological process (GO): DNA transposition
Molecular function (GO): DNA binding; transposase activity
Source: RefSeq, a predicted model, not a curated record